Morone saxatilis (striped sea-bass) is the source of this 2125-nucleotide messenger RNA. RefSeq names its product nudix (nucleoside diphosphate linked moiety X)-type motif 19 (gene nudt19). The transcript is spliced from 4 exons. The coding region runs from base 107 to 1348 and encodes 413 amino acids. Gene Ontology annotation, cellular component: mitochondrion. Gene Ontology annotation, molecular function: hydrolase activity, acting on acid anhydrides, in phosphorus-containing anhydrides. The record is from RefSeq and is a predicted model, not a curated record. Lineage: Eukaryota; Metazoa; Chordata; Actinopteri; Moronidae.
AUCACGUCAUUUCCACCAAAACAAAUGUCGAGAAGACGCACGGGACCGAGCUGUCACUUUCAGAAGUACUGAGUGACAUUUUAGAAGAUACGCUGGUAGUAUUAGGAUGAACACCAAUCUGAAGCACUGGAAGGAGGCGGCCACUCUUAUUUUGGCCGCAGGGUACCGGCUCGGUGCGGACGGACCGGCGCUGAGGGCACCGCUGACCGCCGCUCCAGGCUCACUGACCGCCGCUCCAGGCUCACUGACCGCCGCUCCAGGCUCACCGCUGGGCAGCAGCCAUGGCGGCUCGCACCUGCCGCACAAGUCCUGCUUCGAUUACGGCGUUUUACUGCUUAAACGCAGCAGUAAAAGUGGAUUCAUGCCCAAUGCGUAUGUGUUUCCCGGGGGCAUGGCGGACCCCUCGGACUUUUCGAGUGAAUGGCUGGACAUUUUCAAAUCUUUUACGAACUAUCACAAUUUUGGUCUGAGAAGCGUCAAACAGCCGGCGGAGACUAGACCUCCAAUCUUCGCCACAGACCGACUGAAACUGGGCUCUCCCAUCCCGGGGGAGGUCGCCUUCCGGAUCUGCGCCUUGAGGGAGACUUUUGAGGAGUCCGGUGUGCUCCUUGUUGUAUCGAAACAGGAGGAGAAAGGUUUGUUAAAAAGCGUGCAGGACAGGUGUGUCGCUGACCCGGUGCCACACAGCAAGGUCGACGAGCUGUGCGGUAGUGAACUCACCAAGUGGAGGACUCUGGUAAACCAGAACCCGUCCAACUUCAUCAGGAUGUGCAGGGAGCUGCAGGUGCUGCCCAACAUCUGGGCUUUACAUGAGUGGGGCAACUGGCUGACCCCCACGGGCCGGUACGGUGUGACGAGGUUUGACACGGCUUUCUUCAUCUGCUGCCUGCAGGAGAUCCCACACACACUUCAUGAUGAAAGGGAAAUAGUGCGCUUUCAGUGGUCCACACCCUCAGAGGUGCUGCAGAGCUACCAGGCACAGGAGUUGUGGAUCGCCCCUCCACAGUUCUAUGAGCUCAGCCGCAUGUGCCGCUUCCCUUUGCUGAAGGACCUCCACAACUUCUCCAGCCAGCGUGCAACAGAGGGCUGCGAACAGUGGCUGCCCGUUCUCUUAAAGGAUGAACACUACACAUCACUGCUGCCAGGUGACAAACUGUAUCCGUUGGACACUUCAGGAGACGCUAAGACGGAUACGAGCACAGACCCUCAGCUUGAGGACCCUCAGGACUCUGGACUGCACCGAAUGUUGAUUUUCGAUCCGUACACUACCACUUUACAAAUCACCAUCACGCCCAAAUACAAUCAUCUGCUCCCUGUUGUAGGGCAAGCCUCCCCACAUGACUCAUGACUCAACAGUCAGAUUUGACUUACAGCGACGAGCCCCACGACUCCUCUGCUUAUGAUCAGAGAGGCCUUUUUCACAGCACACGUUUUUGACUCUCCCCUCAAAGGUCAGCACCACUUGCUAGUUAACAAAGUUCACCAAAGUUGAAGUCAGCACAGAACGUUCAUGUAGAUUCAUCCAGGUGUGUCCAGGCCGUAAGCCAUGACAGUGGCACAUUACCAGCUCCCUUUAACUGAUGCACCUAAAUGGAAUUCAGCCAUCAUUAAUUUCCUUUGCUCUUCCCACUGUGUCAAAAUGUUAUUCUGUGGAAGAGGCUUAUUGUGUUAUUGACUUAACCUUGUCAAUUAUAAGCCUAGAAUUGCUUCUUGACAGGACUGUAUUAAUUAUUAGUUUUUCUUCUUCCAUUGGACCGUUAUGUCACAGUCAUUGCCAUCAGAUCUACAGAGAUCUCUCCCUCCACCAGCUUACACUUUUUUUUAAUGUAACAAAUUACAAAUUUCCAACAAACUAAUAUGAAGUGAUUGCUAUUUGCUUUAUUGUACACAGGUUUUUAAGGUGUCCUGGUUUUACCCAGAUACUAAUUUAAGUUUGCAUUACAUGUAAGGUGAGAAAGGCCACAUUAAAAGGGUGAUCAGGACAAAUUUAGUGUAAGCUAUUGUAAGUGUAGUUUGGUUAAUCAAGCGCAUUCCUUAAAAAAAUAAAUUGUUAUUAAGUGCCCACUUCAUGGUGAAAUAUUAAGAAUCAAGUUUUACAGGGAAAUAAAUCCUAAAUCAUUUUGUA